GAAGUCCACGGCAAGUUUCCUAUCUCUAAGUAGUCUGUUGGUGGAUAAGUUUGGGAUAUGCUGAUAUAUAGUAUACAUUUCAAAUUAAUUGAACUAUUUAAAUUAUUACAUGGUUUUUACUUUCAACAGAUGAGUUUAAAUAAAGACAAACAAUUAGAAAUUAAUGUAAUACCUCGAAAGUAUGAUUUUUUAUCAUCACCUAUUCCAACCACCCAUGCUCAAGCUUCCAAAGCUAUUGUUGGAAAUAGUACUAUGGAAGAAAAUUAUGCAUUCAAUAAUGUUCACCACAUCUAUGAUCAGCAUUCAGAUGCAGUAACAAUGUUGAAGUUUGCUAAUAAUGACAAAUCAAAAUUAUGUUGUGCGUCAAACGAUGGAACUCUUAGUAUUUGUGAUGUUUUGACAUCACCACCAUGUGUAAAAGCUAUACUAAGAUGUCAUACAGGCCCAGUAACAGGUUGUGAUUGGUCUGCUUCGGAUGAACUAAUUGCUAGCUGUUCUACUGAUGCAACCAUUUGCUUUUGGGAUGCAAUUCGACAUUGUUGUCUAAGAUGUGUCAGUGAUCCUUUUUAUUCAUCUGUUUUGGUCUGUUUAUUUAAUCCUAUCAAUAACAAUAUUCUCAUUACUGGCAACAAGGCUGGAUUUGUGUGCGUACUAAAUGUAUCAACGGGUAUGUACCCAAAAGGUGGAAAGCACAAAAUUGGAGGUCAAAUUUUAUCUCUUGCAGUUAAUAGUAGUGGACAAAUAAUAUGGGUUGGAAAUGACAAGAGUGAAAUUGUUUCUCUCAAAUUAAAUAGCAGUGAUAAUAGUAUUCUUACUAAGUGUCAUCGAAUUAUAACAUCUCCAAAUCGUGGUGCAAUUACUUGUUUGAGCUGGAGAUCAUGGAUUAGCCGAGAAGCAAGGGAUCCAAUGUUGUUAGCAAAUUGUGCAAAUAAUAUAUUAUGUCUUUACAAGGUUUCUGAAAAUGACGGCGGCUCGUUGUAUUUAAAAAAGAAGUUUUUGGUUCAUCAUGCUCGCAGUAAUCACUUGCUACGUUCAACAUUCUGUCCUAUUAUGUCAUUUAGACAGGGUGCUUGUGUUGUUACAAGCAGUGAAGAUUCUUGCAUUUAUUUUGUAGAUGUAGAAAGGGAAUCUAAUUAUACCGUCAACAAAUUGCAAGGGCAUGCUUGUGUGACUUUGGGUGUUACUUUUAACUACGAUGAGACUAUAUUAGCAACAAGUGACGUACAAGGAACAAGGAACGGAACGAAUUUCUCUUUUUUAAAAAAGAAUGAGGAACGGAACGAAUUCCUUUUAUAAAGAACUUGCCAAACACUGUUUAUUCACCACAAGCACUUUACUUGCUUUUCUAUGGAUACACUCU
Acyrthosiphon pisum (pea aphid) is the source of this 1360-nucleotide messenger RNA. Its product is annotated as WD repeat-containing protein 13. The record is from RefSeq and is a predicted model, not a curated record. The transcript has 8 exons. NCBI's taxonomy places the organism in Eukaryota, Metazoa, Arthropoda, Insecta, Hemiptera, Aphididae. Gene Ontology annotation, molecular function: protein binding; promoter-specific chromatin binding. The coding region runs from base 58 to 1296 and encodes 412 amino acids. Gene Ontology annotation, cellular component: nucleus.